AUGCUUAUCUCUGAUGCAGAAUGUGAGGUCAUGAACUUCACUGAGAGCUGCGUCUUCUCUGCGUGGAGGCCGGUCCAGCGCGUCAAGCUGGACGGAGGAGAGAAGAGCGCGGCCGAGGGCCCGGCCUUUGUGCUGCGACACAGAAACAUCGAUGAGCACACCACCGAUACCGUGAGCCCCCGGGAGAAAACGGACACGUCCACCUCAGGUUCUCCCAGAGGCCACCUCAGCACCCCAGAGCGCACCGCGCAGAAUAGGAGGGUCCCAGAGUGCGAUGAGGAGAGGAGAAAAAAUGAGGAGGACAACCGAGCAAGAGAAGGAGAGGAGAAGGAGGAAGAGGACGAGAGGGGCAGUGAUGAAGGUUUCAUGGGAAUGACGCCGCUGCUGCAGGCUCACCAUGCCAUGGAGAGGAUGGAGGAGUUUGUACACAAGGUGUGGGAGGGCCGGUGGCGAGUCAUACCUCACGACGUGCUCCCCGACUGGCUGAAGGACAACGACUUCCUGCUCCACGGCCACAGGCCGCCCAUGCCUUCGUUCCGCGCCUGCUUCAAGAGCAUCUUCAGAAUCCACACAGAGACCGGAAACAUCUGGACACAUCUGCUAGGCUGUUUGUUUUUCCUCUGUCUGGGUCUGAUGUACAUGUUCCGGCCCAACAUGUCUUUUGUGGCGCCGGUCCAGGAGAAGGUGGUGAUCGGCGUGUUCUUCCUGGGCGCCGUCCUCUGCCUCUCCUUCUCUUGGCUCUUCCACACGGUUUACUGCCACUCAGAGGGCGUCUCCAGAGUCUUCUCAAAGUUGGACUACAGUGGGAUCGCCUUUCUGAUCAUGGGCUCCUUUGUCCCUUGGUUGUAUUAUUCCUUCUACUGUUCCCCUCAUCCCCGCUUUAUCUACUUGAUAGUGGUAUGCAUACUGGGAUUGGCCGCCAUCACUGUCUCCCAGUGCGACUUCUUCGCUACGCCGCAGUACAGGGGAGUCCGAGCAGGAGUGUUUGUGGGUCUGGGUCUGAGCGGCGUGGUUCCCAGCCUGCACUUUGUCAUCAGCGAGGGUCUGAUCAAAGCCACCACCAUGGGUCAGAUGGGCUGGCUGCUUCUCAUGGCGACGCUCUACAUCACUGGAGCCUGUCUGUACGCCGCUCGCAUCCCCGAGAGGUUCUUCCCCGGCAAGUGUGACAUCUGGUUCCACUCCCAUCAGCUGUUCCACAUCUUGGUGGUGGCAGGAGCGUUCGUUCACUUCCACGGCGUCUCCAACCUGCAGGAGUUCCGCCACCAGGCCGGAGGGGGCUGUGCCGCCGACGGCACUCUCUAACGCUCACCCACUCACGUGGGGAGGCACCGGUUCCAAUGAUACGCACACAACCACACACACACACACACACACACAACCACACACACACUCUCCCCCGAAACUGAAGACCAUCGUGGCUUGCCUGGUGUCUGUGAGUGUAAAACACAGGGUCCCCUCCCCCCUCCCCCCCUAAGGGCACUAUUAGAGCAGACUGAUGAGAGGUUUUGUUCUUUCUGUCUGUUCAGCUCUUCUGGCUCUUGUUGCUUCUCAUAUAAAAAACACUCCCAGAUUGUGUUUUUUCAACCCAGUUUUUUGAUACUCCAGGAAAUGUGUCUGUGUGGUAUUAAAACAUCCUUUCAAUAUUGCUAAAAAAAAAAAAGAAAUCGGUGUUGAGUUCAGAUAUUUAGAGUUUAAUGGUUUGAUUUGGAACCCGAUUGUGGCUUUGAAAAAUACAUUUUGAGGUGUUUUUGUUUUUCUGCUGAUGCUGUUUUCUAAAUCACACUUAAAAGCGUUGGAAUAUGAUACAGCGAAAAAUAAUGGAGUGGUUUUCUCCCACGAUUGUAAAGGUGAGAUGUUGGGAACCGGGUCGGUAAUGGGUUUGUCAUUUUUAAAAGUAAAAUAAAGUUUUCCUUGUAAAUAAGAUUUCUCAAUUUGGGGUUAUAGAUUUGUAUGAAAUAUAUAGGGGGAAAAAAAGUCAUCGUUUGAUGGCAGGAAUAAAUAAACAUGUUUGACAAUUAAUCCAAUAAAGAUGAAGGGGUGAGGGGUGAUGGUGAGAAUAAAACCAUAGAACUGCAGCUGGUGGGAAUUGCUUAAACUUUGCGUAGUCUGUUUAUGCAAUGACCAGUGGAAAUAAACAGCACAACAUCUGGAUCAUGUUUAUGACCAAACAUAACGGCUUCACGAGUGGGAAGUGACGACUAAAAGUCACAUUUUCUCACCGAACGACCUGGAAACGCAAACAGAACUGUCCGAGUAUUUUCAACUUUUGUGUAACCGUCGCCGUGGUUUCCGUCUCAUCUCAAAUCGGGCCUCGUGAAUAAAACGUCAUGUGAACAUUUGUGCUUGAAUCCAAAUCCUAAGUCAAAACUCCGAUGUUUAAAGUAGUCCUCUUGAUAUGUAGCCAUUUUCUUUUAUCUUAGUGUAAAUCGUCCGAGAUAUCUAAAGAUAAAACUAAUUUCCAUGUCACCGAUAUAUUUUAUAUUACAUCCCCUCAACUGAUUUGUUAAAACAUAUCAAGCAUAACUUGAUAAUUUUUUAUAACUGGACCCAAGUCAUAUUUAUGACUUUUUCUUUUUUUGGGGGCGGGGGGGACAAAACAGCGUAAUUACAGUAGGGACGCAGUUCAUUAGUCAUCCGUUGGAUACUUUGACACUAUUAUUUUUGAUUGGAUUGCAGUUUAUUUCGUCAAUUUCUGUUGACAGACCAAAUAAAGCUUGCAAUAAUACUAUUGCAAGCUUUAUUUUGUCUGGUUUUUCAUUUCUAUUUAUCACUUGUUCCUUUAGCCAGUGAUUAAUGUGAGGCAGAUUCUCCGUCUCUUUCACCCUAAAAAUACAGAAAAGGUCUCCUCCAAAGAUCUAGAUUGAGCUGCUUUAAGGCGCAUUGACUGCCUCCAAUGAGGAGACUUAAAAAAAAAAAGGGGAACCUUUUUAAAAAAAAUAUAUAUUUACAAUAUACAAUACCAAAAUCUCGCUCCAGCACAAUGGAAACGCACAAAACUAACACUUCAGAACGGAUCCUAAACCGCGUGACGGUUUGGAGUUCUGGUUUGCACGUUUCUAUUUGAUUGGCAGCCUUUUCUGAGCAGGAAUCUAAACACACGUUCUCGUGUUUCUGUUCAUCAUGUUUUACUUUAGCUAGUUUAAUUUAUUUGUCUCGGUGAGCGCAAAUUUUUUGCUGAAGCACACGUUCCAUUAUGAUGGGAUGUUUGUUUGCAAUAGACCUUUAUAUCUGCUGUAUUGUUCUAAUAAAAAGGUUUUUUAAAUCA
Molecule: messenger RNA, 3265 nt
Organism: Pungitius pungitius (ninespine stickleback)
Lineage: Eukaryota; Metazoa; Chordata; Actinopteri; Perciformes; Gasterosteidae
Gene: adipor2
Product: adiponectin receptor 2
Exons: 8
Coding region: 1-1302 (433 amino acids)
Biological process (GO): adiponectin-activated signaling pathway
Cellular component (GO): plasma membrane
Molecular function (GO): signaling receptor activity
Source: RefSeq, a predicted model, not a curated record